This is a messenger RNA of Nicotiana tabacum (common tobacco), 951 nucleotides long. Its product is annotated as pseudo histidine-containing phosphotransfer protein 6-like. Gene Ontology annotation, biological process: phosphorylation; cytokinin-activated signaling pathway; phosphorelay signal transduction system. Gene Ontology annotation, cellular component: nucleus; cytoplasm. Gene Ontology annotation, molecular function: protein histidine kinase binding; histidine phosphotransfer kinase activity. NCBI's taxonomy places the organism in Eukaryota, Viridiplantae, Streptophyta, Magnoliopsida, Solanales, Solanaceae. The record is from RefSeq and is a predicted model, not a curated record.
UUUAAUCCCCCAGAAUAGGAAACGACACCACACUCUUCUUCAAACUAACUCCCUUUCGCCCCUACAUUUAGUAAAAAGCCUGAGACAAAAUUAAAAUCUCUCACUCUCCCUUUCUUCUCUAUUCCUUUGGUCUCUCAUUUACUACUACUAAAGUUUCAAAUAAAGCAGCCAAAACGGGUCUACCUUUGUGGAUGCUUGGUCUCGGAAUGGAGCGAUUGCGAGCUGAUAUCAAUCGCUUGCUCGCCUUACUCUUCCACCAGGGAGUAUUGGACGAGCAAUAUUUGCAGCUGCAACAGCUUCAAGAUGAAUCCUCUCCUAAUUUCGUCUCUGAAGUUGUCAACAUUUAUUUUCAAGAGUCCGAAAAACUCUUACGAAAUCUCAGAUCGUUGUUGAUGGACAGAGAGUUCUCGGACUACAAGAAAAUGGGAGUGCAUUUGAAUCAGUUCAUAGGAAGCAGCUCAAGCAUUGGUGCCAAACGCGUCCGAAAUGUAUGCGUUGCCUUUCGCGUUGCGUCCGAGCAGAACAAUAGACUAGGAUGUUUGAGAGCUUUAGAGUUGCUUGAACAUGAAUACUGUUAUCUCAAGAACAAACUCCAUGAACUUUUCCAGAUAGAGCAGCAAAGACUGCUAGCAGCUGCAGUCAGAUACCCAGCCCAGCACUAAACAAAGCACAACUAGCAGACGUCACUAUCUUCUUGCAUCCAACUUUUGAGUUUUGGUUCUUAGAGUUUGACGACCAGUUAACAUGUGGGUUAACGAAACAAAAGCAGAAGAAAAUGAGAUAGCGAAAUUUAGAGAACUUUUUUCUGGAUUUAAGUAUUUUUUUAACCUUUGAGACAUGGAGGGGAAUUAAUGGAACUAGGACUAAUGUUUUGGUAUAGUUUGAAUGAAUUCUGCAAAAUUGUGAUUCUGGAAUUUAAGUAUGGAGAUUCGGUUUUAAUGACUCUCUGAG